GCCGAGGCAACGAGAUUCCUAUCAUAAGGAUCUCAAAGUACAUCAAGGAGGCAAGGGACUUGGGGUGCAAACCAUUCGAUGGGAUGGGGGACAUCUCCAUUGCCGCGGAAUGGGUCAAGAGGUUGAACGAAGCAUCCCUUGACAUGCAACUCACUCCCGAGUUUAAGCUAAGGGUCGCGGUGAGGUUGCUGGAGGGGAUGGCGUCCACAUGGUGGGAUGGAGUCAAGGGGAAGUACGGCGAGGCCGUCACUUGGGAGAACUUCCGGCAGGAAUUCUUCGCCAAAUACUACUCCGACUAUGAGGUGAACUUGAAGAGGGGGGAGUACACUAAACUGACCCAAGGAGGCAAGUACACUGUGCGACAACUCGAACACAAGUUCCGAGAACUUGCUGCGUUCAUACCCGAGUAUGUUGUGGAUGAGAACCGAAUGGUCAGCCACUUUUGGGAUGCCUUGGACUUGGAAGUACGUGAUAGGGCAACACAAUUGCCUAACAUGACUUUCAGUCAAGUGGUUGAGCAAGGCUUGAAAGGUGAGAAACAAUGGGAAGAAAGGAAGCUGAGGAACGCCGAGGAGGCGAAGAAAAUAAAGUGGGAAAGCCACGGACCUCAAAGUUCUAACAAGAAAGGGAACCAUGGAGGAGGGGGAUCGUUUCGGGCACCCCCAUUGCCGUCCAGGGGUGGUCCAGGACCAAACAGGUAUGACUCGGGGUCACAAGCCCCGGGGACACCCCGUUGUAAAAAUUGCAAUAGGAGCCACUUGGGAAAAUGCCACGACCCUCCUAGAUGCUUUCAAUGCGGGAACACCGGGCAUAUGAAGAUGAAUUGCCCACAACUGAGUGGGGCAAGGGCAUCGGGGCUGAGUAAUAGGACUAAGGGGACCAGGAGCCAAGCAGGGGCUUCCCAAGCAACCAGGGGACAAGGGGGAGCAAGCGCGAGCAACGCGCCAUCCGUGAACCAAGGAAGGACUCAAGCUAGGGUCUAUGCGAUGACGGAGGCGGAUGCUCAAGCUAACCCGGACUCCGUUGCAGCUUUGGGGUCGAACCGGGAGGAUUUCGGGCAAUUUCGGACUGUUUUCGCC
Cuscuta epithymum is the source of this 1079-nucleotide messenger RNA. The record is from the annotation of a GenBank genome assembly. Lineage: Eukaryota; Viridiplantae; Streptophyta; Magnoliopsida; Solanales; Convolvulaceae.